CCUGUUUGUCCGCCGCUGCACGUGGCCGGGAGGGGCGCGGGCGGCUCGGCCAGGGCCGGGCCCCUAUAUAAGGCGUCGAGGCCGCUACUCGGGUGCACAGGUGCAGCAAGUCUGCCUGGUGUCAGUGGCAGGAGGGGCCGGGUCCUGCGGUGACCGCUUCUCCACGCACCAUGCUGGGGCCUCGGCUGCUGCUGCUGCUGUCCUGCGGGGGAGCCCUGCUGGGCGCCGGUCUAGACGACACCUCCUUUGCCCACCCAGGACCCCAGGGGCUGAAGGACUCCCCACAGCCAGCGCCCGGCAGGGGCUGGUGCUCCACAUGGGGGACCGGCCACUUCUCCACCUUCGACGGCCACAUGUAUGACUUCGAGGGGACCUGCAACUACAUCUUUGCGGCCAUCUGCAAGGACGCCUCCUCUCCCACCUUCAGCGUCCAGCUGCGGCGAGGGCCCGGCGGGGACAUCUCCCGGGUCAUCGUGGAGCUGGGGGCCUCGGUGGUCACGGUGCAGCAGGGAGCCAUCUCCAUCAAGGAUGUGGGGGCCGUCAGCCUGCCCUACACCAGCAACGGGCUGCAGAUCACCCCCUUCGGCCAGAGCGUGCGGCUGGUGGCCAAGCAGCUGGAGCUGGAGCUGGUGGUGGUGUGGGGCCCCGGCGCCCACCUCAUGGUCCUGGUGGAGGACAGGCACAUGGGCAGGAUGUGCGGGCUCUGCGGGAACUUUGACGGCGAGAAGACCAAUGAGUUUCUGAGCGAGGAUGGCACGCGCCUGGAGCCCCACAAGUAUGCCGCCCUCCAGAAGCUGGACGACCCCAACGAGAUCUGCACCCACGAGGCCAUCCCCGGCCCCCGGGUCCUGCAGGCAGAGCAUGCCCGGACCUGCGCCCAGCUGCUGGCCCUGGUGGCCCCCGAGUGCAACGUGCCCAAGGAGCCCUUCGUGCAGAGCUGCCAAGCCGACGUGGCCGCGUGUGCCCGGCCGGGCCAGCAGAGCUGUGCCUGCGCCACGCUCUCCGAGUACUCGCGCCACUGCAGCCUCGCCGGCCAGCCUGUCAGCCGCUGGCGGAGGCCCGGCCUCUGCUCCCUGGGCCAGUGCCCGGCCAACCAGGUAUACCAGGAGUGCGGCGAGGCCUGCGUCAAGACCUGCUCCAACCCACAGCACAGCUGUGCCCGCUUCUGCACCUUCGGCUGCUUCUGCCCGGAAGGUAUGGUUCUCGACGACGUUUCCAAAAACCUCACCUGCGUGCCCAUCGCCCAGUGCCCCUGCACGCUCGGCGGCGUGGCCUAUGCCCCUGGGGAGGUCACAGCCGACGCCUGCCGCACCUGCCAGUGCACAAUGGGGCGCUGGAAGUGCGAGGAGCGGCCCUGCCCCCGGCGCUGCGCCCUGGAAGGCGGCUCCUUUGUGACGACGUUUGACGCCAGGCCCUACCGCUUCCACGGCACCUGCACCUACACCCUCCUCCAGAGCCCCCAGCUCCCCGACGGGGGCUCCCUCAUGGCCGCCUACGACAAGUCUGGGUACUCGCAUUCGGAGACCUCCCUGGUCGCCCUCAUCUACGUGUCCAGCCAGGACAAGAUCGUGAUUUCCCAGGAUGAGGUGGUCACCAACCACGGAGACACCAAGUGGCUGCCAUACAAGACCGGCAACAUCACGGUCUUCAAGCAGACGUCCACCCACCUGCAGAUGGCCACCACCUUCGGGCUCGAGCUGGUGGUGCAGCUGCAGCCCGUGCUCCAGGCCUACAUCACCGUCGGGCCUCAGUUCAGAGGCCAGACCCGAGGGCUCUGCGGCAACUUCAACGGGGACACGACGGAUGACUUCACGACCAGCAUGGGUGUCCCUGAGGGCACGGCCUCGCUCUUUGUGGACUCCUGGCGGGCAGGGAACUGCCCGGCCGCCCUGGAGCGGGAGACCGACCCCUGCUCCAUGAGCCAGCUCAACAAGGUGUGCGCGGAGACCCACUGUGCGGUGCUGGUGAACAAGGGCACGGUCUUCGAGAGGUGCCACGCCGUGGUGAACCCCAAGCCCUUCUACAGGAGGUGCGUGUACCAGGCCUGCAACUACGAGGAGACCUUCCCGCACAUCUGUGCCGCCCUGGGGGACUACGCCCACACCUGCGCCUCCAGGGGCAUCCUGCUCUGGGGCUGGAGAAGCAGCGUGGACAACUGCACCAUCCCCUGCACGGGCAACCAGACGUACAGCUAUGACAGCCGGGCCUGCGGCCGCACCUGCUUCUCACUGUCCGACCGUGCCGCCGAGUGCCACCCCAGCGCCGUGCCCGUGGAAGGCUGCAACUGCCCCGAGGGCACCUACCUGAACCACAAGGCCGAGUGCGUGCGCAAGGCCCAGUGCCCCUGCCUCUUGGACAACCACAAGCUCAUCCUGGCCGGCCAGUCCACUGUGGUCGAGGGCGUCAUCUGCUACUGUUCCAACGGGCGGCUGAGCUGCCCUGGGCGGCCGUCGAUGCUCCUGGCAUCCUGCUCCGCCCCCAAGACAUUCCAGUCCUGCAGCCAGUCCUCAAGGAACAAGUUUGGGGCGGCCUGUGCCCCCACGUGCCAGAUGCUGGCCACGGGCACCCCCUGCGUGCCCACCAAGUGCGAGCCCGGCUGCGUCUGUGCCGAGGGGCUCUACGAGAACGCCAGCGGGCAGUGCGUGCCCCCCGAGGAGUGCCCGUGCGAGUUUGCGGGGGUCUCCUACCCCCGGGGCGCCGAGCUCCACACUGACUGUAAGGCCUGCACCUGCUCGAGGGGGAAGUGGACAUGCCAGCAGAGCGCCCACUGUUCGUCCACCUGCACCCUCUAUGGGGAGGGCCACGUGGUCACCUUCGACGGGCAGCGCUUCGUGUUUGAGGGCAGCUGCGAGUACAUCCUGGCCACGGAUGGCUGCGGCACCAAUGACUCCCGGCCCACCUUCAAGAUCCUCACGGAGAACGUCGUGUGUGGGAAAUCGGGUGUCACCUGCUCCCGGGCCAUCAGGAUGUUCCUGGGGGGCUUGUCCAUCGUACUGGCGGACAGGAACUACACGGUCAGCGGGACAGACCCCCAGGUGCACUUCCGGGUCAGGGCUGGCUCCCUGCACCUGGUGUUGGACGUCACUAUCGGCAGCAGCUACAACCUGACCCUCAUCUGGAACAAGCACAUGACCGUCUCCAUCAAGAUCUCGCGAGCCUCACAGGACGCCCUGUGCGGCUUGUGCGGCAACUACAACGGGAACAUGAAGGACGACUUUGAGACACGCAGCAAGUACGUGGCGUCCAGCGAGCUGGAGUUUGUGAAUUCGUGGAAGGAGAGCCCGCUGUGCGGAGACGCCAGACUCGCGCUGGACCCCUGCAGCCUCAACGCCUUCCGCCGCGCCUGGGCCGAGCGCAAGUGCAGCAUCAUCAAUAGCCAGACCUUCGCCGCCUGCCACAGCCAGGUGUACCGCCUGCCCUACUACGAGGCCUGCGUGCGCGACACAUGUGGGUGCGACACGGGUGGGGACUGUGAGUGCCUGUGCGACGCUGUGGCCGCCUACGCCAAGGCCUGCCUGGACAAGGGCGUGUGCGUGGACUGGAGGGCCCCCGACUUCUGCCCCAUCUACUGCGACUUCUACAACUCCCACACGCGGGCGGGCGAUGGCCAGUACCAGCACACCCCAGAGACCAACUGCACCUGGCACUACCAGCCGUGCCUCUGCCCCCAGCAGCUGCAGAGCCUUCCAGACACCAACAUCGAAGGCUGCUACAACUGCUCCCAGGACGAGUACUUCGACCGGGACACGGGGACGUGCGUGCAGUGCAUGCUGCUGCCCACCACGCCACCGCCGCCCACCACAGGCUCGCCCUCCACAGAAGCCAGGCCCACCUCGGCCACCCCCAACAUCACAGCCACGCCCAGAACCACUGGGCCCCUCAGCUCCACGGCACCCUCACCAAGCCCCCACGCUACACCUGCAACCCCCACGGCCUUGGCCCCCGCCUCCACACAGACAGGGACAGCCCCGACCCCGCGGCCAGAACCCACAGUCUCCUCAGGAGAGUCACCUCAAACGACCUCCGCCAUCACCACACGAGCCACGUCAGGACCAGCCCCCACAGCCACCCCCAGGUCAACAGCCACGGGGCCUACUGUGACUCAGGCCACCACACAGCCCACCGCACCCCUGCUCAGCACAGCCACGCAAUCCACAGCUCGGUCCACAGUGCGCACCACAGCGACAUGGCCAACACCAACCAAACCAGAAACCACCACGGGGUCCCCCCAAGCACCUACGGGCCCACCCGCCACGGCUGCCCCCACACCAGGGCACUCAACCCACCACCGAACGGAAGGAACAACCACAAGAUCACCAGGGAGCACCACAGGCCAGGGCACAGCACACACGAGCCCAGGGACCAGGUCAACCACGGCCACACCCAACCCACCACACACUCCCUUCACUUCUCAUUCCCCCCACACUGGUUCCCUGUCCACCACCUCCCACAUUACAGGCACACUGCCCUCACCCUCCACGGUGCCGUGGACACCUACCACAAGAGGAACCACCCAAGCCCCUCACUCUGUCAGCACAGCCAAAACCUCCACCUCCCUGGUGUCACAACCCUCCGCACCUGCCCACUCUGGGACCACAUCUGCUCCACGCACCACCAUCUCCCCCAAGACCACCAGUAGAGGCACCGGGAGCCCGGGGACACACACCGCCACGGCCACACCCAACGGUCCACACACUCCCUUCACUACUCACUCCCCCCACACAGGUUCCCUGUCCACCACCUCCCACAUUACAGGUCCGCCCACAGGAACAUCAUUCCGGACCACCACCACCUUCCCAACCGCAUCUCUAUCCAAGACCACUCAAUCCACUCACGUUCCAAACUCUGCCACCUCCUCUGUCACUCCCACUUCUCACAGAGUGAUCACCCCAACACAACCAGAGACAGACUCUCCUUCCAUCUCUACUGCAAGGCCAACAGGCUCCUCUCCAUCAUCGACACACGUCCCUGCCACAGGCACACUGCCCUCACCCUCCACAGUGCCAUGGACACCUACCACAAGAGGAACCACCCAAGCCCCUCACUCUGUCAGCACAGCCAAAACUUCCACCUCCCUGGUGUCACACCCCUCCGCACCUGCCCACUCUGGCACCACAUCUGCUCCACGCACCACCAUCUCCCCCAAGACCACCAGUAGAGGCACCGGGAGCCCGGGGACACACACCGCCACGGCCACACCCAACGGUCCACACACUCCCUUCACUACUCACUCCCCCCACACAGGUUCCCUGUCCACCACCUCCCACAUUACAGGUCCGCCCACAGGAACAUCAUUCCGGACCACCACCACCUUCCCAACCGCAUCUCUAUCCAAGACCACUCAAUCCACUCACGUUCCAAACUCUGCCACCUCCUCUGUCACUCCCACUUCUCACAGAGUGAUCACCCCAACACAACCAGAGACCCACUCUCCUUCCAUCUCUACUGCAAGGCCAACAGGCUCCUCUCCAUCAUCGACACACGUCCCUGCCACAGGCACACUGCCCUCACCCUCCACUGUGCCAUGGACACCUACCACAAGAGGAACCACCCAAGCCCCUCACUCUAGUGAUCACCCCAACACAACCAGAGACCCACUCUCCUUCCAUCUCUACUGCAAGGCCAACAGGCUCCUCUCCAUCAUCGACACACGUCCCUGCCACAGGCACACUGCCCUCACCCUCCACUGUGCCAUGGACACCUACCACAAGAGGAACCACCCAAGCCCCUCACUCUGUCAGCACAGCCAAAACCUCCACCUCCCUGGUGUCACACCCCUCCGCACCUGCCCACUCUGGGACCACAUCUGCUCCACGCACCACCAUCUCCCCCAUGACCACCAGUCCGCCCACAGGAACAUCAUUCCGGACCACCACCACCUUCCCAACCGCAUCUCCAUCCAAGACCACUCAAUCCACUCACGUUCCAAACUCUGCCACCUCCUCUGUCACUCCCACUUCUCACAGAGUGAUCACCCCAACACAACCAGAGACCCACUCUCCUUCCAUCUCUACUGCAAGGCCAACAGGCUCCUCUCCAUCAUCGACACACGUCCCUGCCACAGGCACACUGCCCUCACCCUCCACUGUGCCAUGGACACCUACCACAAGAGGAACCACCCAAGCCCCUCACUCUGUCAGCACAGCCAAAACCUCCACCUCCCUGGUGUCACACCCCUCCGCACCUGCCCACUCUGGGACCACAUCUGCUCCACGCACCACCAUCUCCCCCAUGACCACCAGUCCGCCCACAGGAACAUCAUUCCGGACCACCACCACCUUCCCAACCGCAUCUCCAUCCAAGACCACUCAAUCCACUCACGUUCCAAACUCUGCCACCUCCUCUGUCACUCCCACUUCUCACAGAGUGAUCACCCCAACACAACCCGAGACCAUUUCUACUGCAAGGCCAACAGGCUCUUCUCCAUCAUCGACACACUUCCCUGCCACAGGAACACUGCCCUCACCUUCCACCCCGUCGGGGACUCCCAGCACAAGAGGAACCACCAAAGCCCCUCACUCUGUCAGUACAGCCAAAACCUCCACCUCCCUGGUGUCACACCCCUCCGCACCUGCCCACUCUGGGACCACAUCUGCUCCACGCACCACCAUCCUCCCCAAGACCACCAGUCCGCCCACAGGAACAUCAUUCCGGACCACCACCACCUUCCCAACCGCAUCUCCAUCCAAGACCACUCAAUCCACUCACAUUCCAAACUCUGCCACCUCCUCUGUCACUCCCACUUCUCACAGAGUGAUCACCCCAACACAACCAGAGACCCACUCUCCUUCCAUCUCUACUGCAAGGCCAACAGGCUCCUCUCCAUCAUCGACACACGUCCCUGCCACAGGCACAGUGCCCUCACACUCCACAGUGCCGUGGACACCUACCACAAGAGGAACCACCCAAGCCCCUCACACUGUGAGCACAGCCAAAACCUCCACCUCCCUGGUGUCACACCCCUCCGCACCUGCCCACUCUGGCACCACAUUUGCUCCACGCACCACCAUCCUCCCCAAGACCACCAGUCCGCCCACAGGAACAUCAUUCCGGACCACCACCACCUUCCCAACCGCAUCUCCAUCCAAGACCACUCAAUCCACUCACGUUCCAAACUCUGCCACCUCCUCUGUCACUCCCACUUCUCACAGAGUGAUCACCCCAACACAACCAGAGACCCACUCUCCUUCCAUCUCUACUGCAAGGCCAACAGGCUCCUCUCCAUCAUCGACACACGUCCCUGCCACAGGCACACUGCCCUCACCCUCCACAGUGCCAUGGACACCUACCACAAGAGGAACCACCCAAGCCCCUCACUCUGUCAGCACAGCCAAAACCUCCACCUCCCUGGUGUCACACCCUUCCGCACCUGCCCACUCUGGCACCACAUCUGCUCCACGCACCACCAUCUCCCCCAAGACCACCAGUCCGCCCACAGGAACAUCAUUCCGGACCACCACCACCUUCCCAACCGCAUCUCCAUCCAAGACCACUCAAUCCACUCACGUUCCAAACUCUGCCACCUCCUCUGUCACUCCCACUUCUCACACAGUGAUCACCCCAACACAACCAGAGACCCACUCUCCUUCCAUCUCUACUGCAAGGCCAACAGGCUCCUCUCCAUCAUCGACACACGUCCCUGCCACAGGCACACUGCCCUCACCCUCCACUGUGCCAUGGACACCUACCACAAGAGGAACCACCCAAGCCCCUCACUCUGUCAGCACAGCCAAAACCUCCACCUCCCUGGUGUCACACCCCUCCGCACCUGCCCACUCUGGGACCACAUCUGCUCCACGCACCACCAUCUCCCCCAUGACCACCAGUCCGCCCACAGGAACAUCAUUCCGGACCACCACCACCUUCCCAACCGCAUCUCCAUCCAAGACCACUCAAUCCACUCACGUUCCAAACUCUGCCACCUCCUCUGUCACUCCCACUUCUCACAGAGUGAUCACCCCAACACAACCCGAGACCAUUUCUACUGCAAGGCCAACAGGCUCUUCUCCAUCAUCGACACACUUCCCUGCCACAGGAACACUGCCCUCACCUUCCACCCCGUCGGGGACUCCCAGCACAAGAGGAACCACCAAAGCCCCUCACUCUGUCAGUACAGCCAAAACCUCCACCUCCCUGGUGUCACACCCCUCCGCACCUGCCCACUCUGGGACCACAUCUGCUCCACGCACCACCAUCCUCCCCAAGACCACCAGUCCGCCCACAGGAACAUCAUUCCGGACCACCACCACCUUCCCAACCGCAUCUCCAUCCAAGACCACUCAAUCCACUCACGUUCCAAACUCUGCCACCUUCUCUGUCACUCCCACUUCUCACAGAGUGAUCACCCCAACACAACCAGAGACCCACUCUCCUUCCAUCUCUACUGCAAGGCCAACAGGCUCCUCUCCAUCAUCGACACACGUCCCUGCCACAGGCACAGUGCCCUCACACUCCACAGUGCCGUGGACACCUACCACAAGAGGAACCACCCAAGCCCCUCACACUGUUCCCUGUCCACCACCUCCCACAUUACAGGUCCGCCCACAGGAACAUCAUUCCGGACCACCACCACCUUCCCAACCAGUGAUCACCCCAACACAACCAGAGACCCACUCUCCUUCCAUCUCUACUGCAAGGCCAACAGGCUCCUCUCCAUCAUCGACACAUGUCCCUGCCACAGGCACAGUGCCCUCACACUCCACGGUGCCGUGGACACCUACCACAAGAGGAACCACCCAAGCCCCUCACUCUGUCAGUCCGCCUACAGGAACAUCAUUCCGGACCACCACCACCUUCCCAACCGCAUCUCUAUCCAAGACCACUCAAUCCACUCACGUUCCAAACUCUGCCACCUCCUCUGUCACUCCCACUUCUCACAGAGUGAUCACCCCAACACAACCAGAGACCCACUCUCCUUCCAUCUCUACUGCAAGGCCAACAGGCACCUCUCCAUCAUCGACACACGUCCCUGCCACAGGCACACUGCCCUCACCCUCCACAGUGCCAUGGACACCUACCACAAGAGGAACCACCCAAGCCCCUCACACUGUCAGCACAGCCAAAACCUCCACCUCCCUGGUGUCACACCCCUCCGCACCUGCCCACUCUGGGACCACACCUGCUCCACGCACCACCAUCUCCCCCAAGACCACCAUGAUCACCCCAACACAACCCGAGACCCACUCUCCUUCCAUCUCUACUGCAAGGCCAACAGGCUCCUCUCCAUCAUCGACACACGUCCCUGCCACAGGCACAGUGCCCUCACCCUCAACAGUGCCAUGGACACCUACUACAAGAGGAACCACCCAAGCCCCUCACUCUGUUCUGAGCCCAGCAAACCAGACACACCUACGCCCGCAGAGGUCUGCCGAGUGCGGGAGCUGGAGGAGGAGGUCACUUACCAGGGGUGCACAGCCAACGUGACAGUGACCCGCUGCGAGGGUGUCUGCGCCUCCUCAGCCAGUUUCAACGCCUACACCAACCAAGUGGACACCCUCUGCAGCUGCUGCCACCCCCUUGGCUCCUACGAGAAGCAGCUGGUACUGCCCUGUCCAGACCCCGGGGAACCAGGCAAGCAGCUGGUGCUCACGCUGCAGGUGUUCAAACGCUGCGCGUGUGGCCCCUGGCACUGCAGAGACCAAGGGCAGCCUCCCUGGUGA
Messenger RNA from Myotis daubentonii (Daubenton's bat), 9659 nucleotides. Its product is annotated as mucin 6, oligomeric mucus/gel-forming. Gene Ontology annotation, molecular function: protein binding. Bases 171 to 9659 code for a protein of 3162 amino acids. The transcript has 48 exons. Gene Ontology annotation, cellular component: extracellular matrix. The record is from RefSeq and is a predicted model, not a curated record. Lineage: Eukaryota; Metazoa; Chordata; Mammalia; Chiroptera; Vespertilionidae.